AUGAGCAGAGCAUUAUCCAAGACUCAAUUGAAACAAAUAGUUAAUGCUAUAACUAAACAUUAUCCUGCUGGUUAUGCUGAUAAAGCUUGGGAUAAUACAGGUUUACAUAUUGAUUGUUCAGUUGAUGGUGAUUCUAAUAUUGGUCCAGCCAAAGUCUUAUUAGCUGUAGACUUAACUGCCAGUGUAGCUCAAGAGGCUAUUGAUAAAGGUUGUAACUUAAUCCUAGCCUAUCAUCCUUUCAUCUUUCCAAGCUGGAAAUCUUUGAAUCCUUCAAGAAACACACAACAGAAUAGUGCUAUCAAGUUGAUCCAAGAAGGUAUUUCUGUGUAUUGUCCUCAUACUUCUGUUGAUGCUGCUAAAGGUGGUGUAAAUGAUUGGUUGGCUAAUGGAUUAGUAGGUAAAAAUACCUCUUUAAUCAGUAGCAACAUUUCGAUUGAACAAAUCAGUGGUCAAUUAGUUGGAGGUGACCUUUGUGAAGAAGUCGGUUAUGGUCGUUUAGUUAAAUUGGGGGCCCCAUUAUCACUUCAAGAUAUUAUUGAGAAUGUUAAAGCUUCAUUAGGGAUCAAACACGUUCAAGUCUCAAGUUUACACUCUGAUUUGUCAAAUCAUAAGAUAAAGAACAUUGCAUUAUGUGCAGGUAGUGGAUCAGGAGUUUUCAAAGCAUUAUCAGAAGAUGUUGAUUUGUAUUACACCGGUGAAUUAUCUCAUCAUGAGAUUCUAAGGUACAAAGAAUCUGGCAAAGCAGUAAUUGUAUGCAAUCAUUCUAAUACUGAACGUGGUUAUUUAAAAGCUGAAAUGGUAUCAUUACUUACACAAAAAGGUAUCGAAUGUAUAGUCAUUGAAACCGAUGUAAACCCAUUAAGAGUAGUAUAA
Molecule: messenger RNA, 873 nt
Organism: Vanderwaltozyma polyspora DSM 70294
Lineage: Eukaryota; Fungi; Ascomycota; Saccharomycetes; Saccharomycetales; Saccharomycetaceae
Gene: NIF3
Exons: 1
Coding region: 1-873 (290 amino acids)
Cellular component (GO): cytoplasm; mitochondrion
Source: RefSeq, a predicted model, not a curated record